ACUACAGUGUUCCCAAAGGACCUUGAGUAGAAAAAUAACAGUGACGAAACACCUCAGACGUGAUCCAAAUCAUCCGGACCUUUUAAGAGUGAUAGUGUUCUGUGGAGUGCGUGAGAUGUUUCAGCAACAUUGUUGCUGGAUUAUUUUAACUCAUUGUGUCUCAUUUUUGAGCGCCGUAAACGACAUUCGUAUGGUUCGCCUACCACUGGAUUACACUAUAUGUAGACUGUAAUUAAGAAAUUAACAUAAGAAUCACGAAAUAAUGCUUUUUCCUCAAUUCAUCCUACAUUUUUCUGAAUGUGUCUGGAAUGAAGACGGGAGUCAACCGCUGUAAUCUCUGUAAACCGCUAGGAAUGUUUCCUAAAGAAAUUGCGGUGUAUUCAUAUGCUGCGGUUCAGAGCUUGAUAGUGUUCUAUGGAGUGCGUGACAUGUUUCAGCAACAUUGUUGCUGGAUUAUUUUAACUCAUUGUGACUCAUAGGAUGAUGUCUAAUUUUUGAGCGCUGUAAACUACAUUUGUAUGGUUCUCUGUGAUCGCCUACCACUGGAUUACACUAGCCUAUAUGUAGACAGUAAUUAAGAAAUUAACCUAAGAAUCACGAAAUAAUGCUUUUCCCUCAAUUCAUCCCACAUUUUUCUGAAUGUGUCUGGAAUGAAGACGGGAGUCAACCGCAGUAAUCUCUGUAAACCGCUAGGAAUGUAUCCUAAAUAAAUUGCGUUGUAUUCGUAUGCUGCGGUUCAGAUCUUGGUUCUGUUUUUUUCACGAAUGCGUACGUUUGCAUCUAAAUUCAACUUUAUAUAAAAUGUCCUAUCUUGGAUUAUUAAGUGGACUCUAAAAUAUUCACCGGUCACAGAGUUUGAUAUAUUUGGGGGAAGCACAGGGUGAAGAUCUGAAGGCUCAAAUUAGAAACUUCGGUUUAAGUCUCUGGGUGGGCUGCGGUCGCCAAGAAACGGUGAACAAACCCCGCGAUUGUAGGCUUCAGGAAACAUAUGUACAGGAAAUUGACAGCUUUUCUCCAACGUAUUUUUUUAAGAAUGAACUUAUUUUCUGACUAUCUAGAAGAAGGGAUUGUUGAUUUCAAGGUGACGGCUUGCAAUUCGGCGUUGUAAAAGAGCCUACUGUAUUUUACUGGCGACAUGGAGGAAUGGCUUCAGUGCGGACGAUGGCUGAUCGACUGCAAAGUUUUACCCCCGAACCACCGGGUCGUGUGGCCGUCUGCGAUCGUGUUUGACCUGGCACAGUUGCUCAGAGACGGAGUGCUGUUGUGUCAGAUGCUGCACAACCUGUCACCAGGAUCCAUAGACCUGAAGGAAAUCAACUUCAGACCGCAGAUGUCACAGUUUCUGUGUCUAAAAAACAUACGGACAUUUCUGAAGGUCUGUCACGACAAACUGGGCCUACGGAACAGCGAGCUGUUUGAUCCUUUUGACCUGUUUGACGUGCGGGAUUUUGGGAAGGUCAUCUCUUCCCUGUCCAGACUCUCUCAUCACAAUAUUUCCCAGAUCAAAGGCAUCAGACCCUUCCCCUCGGAGGACACGGUAGUGGAUAAGGAUGAUGUGUACCAGCGCCUGAAGGAGCUUGCUGAAGAGCAUGAUGUCGGGGACGAUGACAUCUAUGACUGCGUGCCAUGUGAGGAAGAUGGCAUCUACGAGGACAUCAUCAGUGUGGAGGUUCGACAGCCCAUGCCUCCUGAUGAGUGUCAGCUUGGUCUCUUAACGCUGCAGAUCAGGUACAUGCAGAAGAUGGGCAUGACAGAGGACGAUAAGAGGAACUGCUGCCUGCUGGAGAUCCAGGAGACAGAGGCCAAGUACUACAAGACCCUGGAGGACAUCGAGAAGAGUUAUAUGAUUCCACUGAAGCAGGUCCUGAGUCCACAGGAUAUGGAAGCCGUUUUUGUUAAUCUUGAGGAGGUGAUCAAGGUGCACUUAGCUUUGCUGAAGGCCAUUGACAUGAACAUGAUGAGCGGGGGCAAUGGCCUGGGAAAAAUCUUCCUGGACUUCAAGGAGCACCUGCUGAUCUAUGGUCAAUACUGCAGUCACAUGGAAGGUGCCCAGAAGACCCUGUACACUCUCAUCAACUCACGGGAAGACCUCAGGAUGAAAGUGGAGGAAUGCACAAUGAGGGUGCAGGAGGGGAAGUUUAAGCUACAGGAUCUACUAGUCGUGCCCAUGCAGAGGGUUCUGAAGUACCAUCUCCUGCUGAAGGAGCUACUAAGUCACUCAGUUAAUAGGCCAGAACAACAGGAGCUGAAGGAGGCCUUGGAGGCCAUGCAGGAUUUGGCUAUGUAUAUAAAUGAGGUGAAAAGAGACAACGAAACCUUGAAGAAAAUAAAUGAAUUUCAGGACUCAAUUGAAAACCUGCACAUGAAGCUGGAGGAAUAUGGAAGACCCAAGAUGGACGGAGAGCUGAAGGUGUGCUCUGUCAUCAACCGCACCAAGCAGGACAGGUACAUUUUCCUGUUUGAUAAGGUAGUGGUUGUCUGCAAGCGGAAAGGGUAUAACUAUGAGCUGAAGGAGAUCAUUGAGCUCCAGGCAUAUAAAAUGACAGAUGACCCCAUGAGCAACAGAGACAUGAAGAAGUCGAGUGGAAAGAUGUGGUCCUAUGGUUUUUAUCUGAUCCAGCUGCAGGGGAAACAGGGGUUCCAGUUCUUCUGUAAGACAGAGGAUAUGAAGAGGAAGUGGAUGGAACAGUUUGAAAUGGCCAUGUCAAAUAUAAAGCCUGAUAGAGCCACCGCCAACCAUCAUAAUUUCCAGAUGCACACAUUUGAGAAGAACACCAGCUGCAAGACCUGUAAGAUGUUGCUGAGGGGCAUCUUCUAUCAGGGGUACUACUGCCCCAAGUGUGGGACCAGUGCCCAUAAGGAAUGCCUGGAGGCUGUGUCCAUCUGCAAAAUAAGUCCUCACCAUACAGAGUGUGGACUGACAACAUCAGGUCCAAAGAUGGUGGCAAUACAGAAUUAUCACGGCAGCCCCACUCCUCCAGGGACACCUGUGCUCACCUUCCACACUGGUGACAUCAUCGAGUUGCUGAAGGGGGACCCUGACACCUUGUGGUGGGAGGGGAAGCUCUUCCAGUCCCAGAAGACUGGCUUCUUCCCCAGCUCCUACGUCAAGCCCUGUUUGGAUCCAAAGCCAUCACCCAGUCGUCAGUCAUCCAGAGAGAUGGAUUAUAAUGCAUAUCUGUGGUUUGCGGGGAACAUGGAAAGGCAGCAAGCUGAUAACCUGCUGAAGUCCCACAGCAGUGGGACCUACCUGAUCCGUGAGAGAACGGCAGAGGCAGAGAGAUUCGCCAUCAGCAUCAAGUUUAAUGAUGAGGUGAAGCACAUUAAAGUUGUAGAGAAAGACAACUGGAUCCACAUAACUGAGGCUAAGAAGUUUGAAAGCCUUUUGGAGCUGGUUGAGUACUACCAGGCACACUCUUUAAAAGAGAGCUUCAAGCUGUUGGACACAACGUUACAGUACCCCUACAAAUCCCAAGAGCAGUCAAACUCUCGCUCCAGUAUGCGGUCUCCAGCCUCCAGUGCCUCCUAUAGCUUCUCUUUCCACAGUCCACAGGGCUACUCCUCACAAGGCUCCACCCCUUUCUGGUCAGUGUUUUCCCCUCGGCCCAUUGGCACGGCGAUCGCCAGGUACAACUUUGCGGUGCGUGACCUGCGGGAGCUGUCCCUCAGAGAGGGUGACAUAGUCAAGAUCUACAGCAAAAUUGGUGGUGACCAGGGCUGGUGGAAAGGCGAAGCCAGUGGCAGGGUUGGCUGGUUCCCCUCAACAUAUGUGGAUGAAGAAGGAGUGCAGUGAUUGAAAUCGUACGCUCCUAUCCAAUCAGAAGAUGAUCCUUUCACUGCCCUUUGAGAGGACUGUUUGGUUUCUAUGAAAACUCUUGUGGACUAUUUUCUAUUGUUCUUAUUUCUUUGUUUCAGCAAAAAACCCAGUUUACUUUGGUGGUAUAUGAAUUAGCUUCCUUUCGUUUUCAUUUGUUGUAAAAGGUGUUUUAAAUGAGAAGUUCAUAAUUGUGUAGUUCAACAGCUCCUGGGUUGAAUUGAUCUCAGGCCAGUCUUUACAAUAAUGAGAAGAGAUCUCAGAUCAGUUCUGGUAACGCUGAUCAGUUUUGGGGAUGAUCGGUUUUUUGCAAUGUUGACAAAAUGCAUUUACCUGUUCCUUUGCUUUUUCUCAGUUUUUAGAAAGGGUGGUACUGCAAUCUGCUACGCCACUUGCACUCAGUCAAGGUGCGCUGCAUCCUACAUACACAGUUCUCUAUUACGCACCAUGCUGUUACACUCACUUUACAGGUGACUCUUCUACAGUAAAGCCCUACAGUAAAGAUC
Anguilla anguilla (European eel) is the source of this 4320-nucleotide messenger RNA. Its product is annotated as guanine nucleotide exchange factor VAV2-like. NCBI's taxonomy places the organism in Eukaryota, Metazoa, Chordata, Actinopteri, Anguilliformes, Anguillidae. Gene Ontology annotation, cellular component: cytoplasm. Gene Ontology annotation, biological process: regulation of GTPase activity; cell migration; intracellular signal transduction. The record is from RefSeq and is a predicted model, not a curated record. Gene Ontology annotation, molecular function: guanyl-nucleotide exchange factor activity; protein binding. The coding region runs from base 1136 to 3793 and encodes 885 amino acids. The transcript is spliced from 30 exons.